AUGAUGCAAAAUGUGACCGAUGUACCCGCAAAGAACUGGACUGCGUUUUCCAGGAGCACCGGCGUGGCAGAAAGCCAGGCACAAGCAACAGCGGCUGCGGCACGAGCCGUCGAGGAGCGCGGCAAUAACACUCUGCAGCCCUACAGCCUGUUCAGCCCUGCUGCCACACAAGGAAGCUUUAGUCUCAACACCGUAUUCGACAACGAUGCCGGCCCGGUGGGAUUGCCCGGCCACGCCCCCUCUAUGCCGGCAGAAGACCCGGUUCGUCUGAGACUUGUCCAUCAAUCCGUGGCAAAGUCGCUGUUCGACAACUUCAUGAGCAUCCUCAAUCCCUACAUCAGCCAGUUGGAUCCAGUGUUGCACACCUUUGAAUGUGUCCAGCAGCAGUCUACGCUUCUUUUCAGCUCCAUUCUAUCAGCCGCGGCCAAGUCGUUUAACCCAGCACUUUACACCCGUCUUCACAAUCAUGCAGAGACUUUACUGGCUGAUAGUUUCCGGCAUGGCCACAAGUCUACCGCAGUCAUACAAGCCAUCAUGAUAAAUACAUACUGGAAGGAGCCAAAGGACACACGGGCGUGGACUGCUCUGGGAUAUGCAAUCCGUCUGGGCAUGGAUCUCGCUAAUGAGUGCAGCAUAAGCCUGCAGACCGGCAAGCCCUGGAUGAUUGAGCGGGACACAUUUAUGGAGUCGAUCAAUCCUUGGUGCAAAGACCCUCUUGCAACGGCCAACGAUGCGCUUUUGGGUGCGUUCGUCACGCUGAGGCUAUUGAGCUCAGAGGUGUUUAAGCUUCUGGGCCCCAAACCUUGGAGUAGCCACGGCAGCUGCGUUUAUAAUUUUGAUUCGCUGCUGGCCAUCAUCCGUGGCCGGAUCGAAGAAUGGGAGGCUCGCUGGAUUGCGUGUGUCGACACAGCCGACAUCUCGUCAAAUCUUGAGAUCUUGUGGGUCAGUUAUUCCAGCGCUAUGAACAUGCUGAACCUGGUAUGUCGCUUCGCCCCCCGGCUCUACUUUGCGCAGGACUCUGUCCAUAUUAUGACGGCGUACAGUGCUGCAUUUUUGGUGAAGCUGUUGUUAUCGGCCCCGGAGUCGAUCGUGGCCGAAAUAGAAAACAAGACGGUCGCUGCCAUCUGUGCGUCUGGACAAGCAUUCUCACAGCAAGCCGCGCCUGAUGGUUCUAGCUGUGCUCUGCAGGCUAAAUUUCUCGAGAAGGUUUUGUCAAAUUUCAAGGAGAAAAGAGGAGAGCAGCCGUCGAUGAGGGAGAUGGACAGCAUCACUGUUCCACUACAGCAACCUGAACGGAACAAAAGCGGAGACACGGCUUCCGAGUCGUACAGACAAGCACAACAACCCCUGUCCGCCCAAGGCAUAGCACUGGAAACAGAAGAGCGAUCUACCUUUCUCACCGGCACCGUGCACGACGGAUUGGACUUGUACCAGACGGAGCUGGAAGCAGCUCCGUCUGACUAUUUUGAAUGGGCAGAUCUAUGUGCCAAUGCUGGUUUCAGCAUCCAAGACGGUGUAUUUUUUGCGCGAGAAGACUACGACGCAGAGUAG
Grosmannia clavigera kw1407 is the source of this 1551-nucleotide messenger RNA. RefSeq lists its product as uncharacterized. The record is from RefSeq and is a predicted model, not a curated record. Gene Ontology annotation, molecular function: DNA-binding transcription factor activity, RNA polymerase II-specific; transcription cis-regulatory region binding. Bases 1 to 1551 code for a protein of 516 amino acids. NCBI's taxonomy places the organism in Eukaryota, Fungi, Ascomycota, Sordariomycetes, Ophiostomatales, Ophiostomataceae. Gene Ontology annotation, biological process: regulation of DNA-templated transcription. Gene Ontology annotation, cellular component: nucleus. The transcript is spliced from 5 exons.